AACUUACCUACUUUUCUGUAUUCUCUCUCCCCCCUCUCUCUCUCUCUAAAUCUCUCUGUCACUAGAAGAAUCCUUCAAACUUCUCACAGACAAACUCAGAAUCUCUGUUUUUCCUCCAAACAGAAUCUUGAAAAGCAAGAAAAUAUUAGUUAGGUGGAGAGUGAUGAUGAUGGAUGAAUAUAUGGACUUCAGACCAGUCAAGUACACGGAGCACAAGAAAGUGAUCAAGAAGUACACUAAAAAGUUGUCAGUGGAGAACAAGAAGAAGAUCAGUACUGUUCAUGACUCGGCCAGGUUGGUUCGGGUGUGCGUGAUGGAUGGUGACGCCACUGAUUCUUCAAGCGACGAUGAGGAGGAGUUUUUGUUCCCUAGGAGACGGGUCAAAAGAUUGAUUAACGAGAUCAGAGUAGAACCGAGCUCCUCCUCAGGGGAAGUCUCGGCGCUGAUCAAGACCGAGAAAAGUCUCGCCGUUGAUUCUCCGCUUCAAGAGGUAUCUGUUUCCGCAGCGGCGGACCAAAACCAAAAGAAGUUCCGCGGCGUGAGACGUCGACCGUGGGGAAAAUAUGCGGCGGAGAUUCGUGAUCCACAUCAACGUCGGAGGAUUUGGCUCGGUACUUUCUCAACGGCGGAGGAAGCUGCUGUCGUCUACGACAACGCAGCAAUCAAGCUUCGUGGCCCUGAUGCUCUUACCAACUUCACCGUACCACCAGAACCGGAACCAGUACCGGACCGGGAGAGCAACGUAUCGGUUCUUUCAGCAUCAGAAUCAACGGAAGACUCUCAUCAUCAUCUAUCAUCUCCUACAUCAGUUCUGAACUACCAUAUAUCCGAGCCAGUUGAUGAACCGGUCAAACCGGUUAAGCAGGAGUUUCUUGAACCGGAAACCAUAAGCGGGCACGUAGACGAAGUUAAUGUCCCAUUUUCAUUGGACAUUCCAUUUCCAGACAACUAUUUCACCGAAACAUUGCAGGACAUUUCCAUCUUCGAUCAGUCCAUGUCUCCUAUUCAGUCAUCAGAGAAUAAUUUCCUAGACGAUCUUAUGCUAUUCGAUAACAACAACAUAGGAGAGAACUACUCUUCUCAAAUUAAAGAGAUUGGUUCGAUAUUCAAUGAUCUCGAUGAUUCUUUGAUAUCAGAACUUUUAGUUGUGUGAUAUUUGUUACCAAAGAAAAUAAAAACAUUGGUUGCGAAUAUUGCAGGUAUAAGUCACAGUUUUGAUAAUUUUUUCUGUUUAAUUUUGUAAUGUUUAAUGAUUAUGCUGAGAAAUUUUGUAAUUUUGUAUUGUCAGUUUGUAAACACAGUUUUGGGAGAAAUACUACAAAUGAAUAGCUAAUUAGUUU
Molecule: messenger RNA, 1340 nt
Organism: Raphanus sativus (radish)
Lineage: Eukaryota; Viridiplantae; Streptophyta; Magnoliopsida; Brassicales; Brassicaceae
Product: ethylene-responsive transcription factor CRF4-like
Exons: 1
Coding region: 164-1153 (329 amino acids)
Biological process (GO): regulation of DNA-templated transcription
Molecular function (GO): DNA binding; DNA-binding transcription factor activity
Source: RefSeq, a predicted model, not a curated record